UACAUGUGACACACCUUAGUACUAUUUUGAUCUUGGAGAUACGUAUAACCACGAAAUCUUUUAGUUAUGUUUAAAUCAUAAUAUAUUUGAACGAAUUUCCUAUACGUCGAUCACAUAAUUAUCGAUAUAUAUGUAUUAUUCUCAUCUAUGGAUUGUUUUUCAUAUUUGAAUACGGAAUAAUGUUGUCUCAGGAAACGUCAGCAUUCAUACUUAUAUUGUUCGUGGAUAUAGUAUUAACUCAAUGUCCUGUUGGCUGCAAGUUAUGUUCCGGGUCAACUUGCACAAGUUGCGAAUCAUCUUUCUUUUUAUCAAAUAACUUGUGUUUACCAUGUCCCGAAAAUUGUGACAGCUGUAACAGCUUGGAUGACUGUACUUUAUGUAAGCCAAGCAAGUUUGGUUUACAAGCAAAAUGUAAUUUCACCUGUGAAAGAAAUUGUCUAAACAGUGAAUGUCAAGAUGAUACGGGAUUUUGUACACAAUGCAAACCUGGUUUUUAUGGACAACAAUGUACUAACAACUGUAGUGUUUGUGCCAAUGAACGUUGUGAUUUACGUACCUGCUCGAAUGGUUGCACAAACGGAUAUUAUGAGUUUACAAACGGUGUUGAAACAGUAUGUCAAAAGUGUUCGUUUAAUUGUAAACAAUGUAAGGAUGGUAAAACAUGUUCAAUUUGUAAUAAUGGUUUUCACCUCUAUAAGUUAAAUGACAGUGUUCACUGUGUGUCAUGUUUGCAAGAAUCGCAAUGUUCGAACUACUGUGUUAUUCGAGGUUGUAACCAAUGUCAAAUACACGACUAUUCGUUAGUCUGCGCUGAUUGUCCAGAAGGGCAAACAUUCAAUGGCGAAACCUGCGGAUCACACACAUCAUUGUGCUCUAAAGAAUGUUCUACGAAAUGCGAUAGUACUGGAAUAUGUCAAGGAGAAUGUAAUGAGGGCUGGACUGGUGAAAAAUGUUCCGAACAAUGUAACAGCAAGUGUUUAAAGUGCUCAAAAGAUAACGGAAAUAGUUGUCUACUGUAUAAAGAAACAUCAGUGUCGGCAACAACAACAUUAGCCGAAACUGUAACCCAACAACAAAAAUGUGUGCGGUGCGAAGAUGAAGUUAAUAAUUUUACCAUUGGUUUUUUCUCUGGAAUCGGAUCUUGUGUUGCCAUAGAAGUAUUUGCUGUAUUGUUUUACCUGAUACGUCGAAGGUAUCUUGCAAGUAAAACGCCCCAAGAAUACAAACCCAACGAUGUGACUAGAAAUGAUUCAGAGCUGUAAAUACUCAGUCGGCUGAAGUGACUAAUAAUUACGAGAGUUUGAUUAAUAACACGGAUAAUUUAUACAAUGAUCUCGGAACAACAUUGUCAUAGAUGCAAGAGGAAUGUGUGUUACUUGUGGAAACAAAACAA
Molecule: messenger RNA, 1393 nt
Organism: Ruditapes philippinarum (Manila clam)
Lineage: Eukaryota; Metazoa; Mollusca; Bivalvia; Venerida; Veneridae
Product: proprotein convertase subtilisin/kexin type 5-like
Exons: 5
Coding region: 180-1262 (360 amino acids)
Source: RefSeq, a predicted model, not a curated record